UGUGGUCCCAGCUCCCCAUGAGGGGAGAGCGAACGUGAUCUGUGGUUUCCUGCUGACUCUAUAAAUCCCCCAGUACUGAGGCACAAGCACUGUCACUUUCCCCAGACGGUGACAAUGCUGAUCCUGAUCCUGCUGCCCGUGGCCUUUCUCCUGCCCCCCGGGGCUGAGGCUGGGGAGAUCAUCGGGGGACAGGAAGCCCAGCCCCACUCCAGACCCUACAUGGCCUAUCUGAAAAUACAACGUGGAAACGAGACGUUUCGCUGUGGAGGGUUCCUGGUGGCGGAGAACUUCGUGCUGACGGCGGCUCACUGCGAGGGAGAUGAGAUCACUGUCACGCUGGGAGCCCACAGGCUUAGUGAACAGGAACGGAGCCAACAGAAAAUACCUGUGAAGCGGCAGAUCCGGCACCCGCGAUACAACAGAGAGACCACUAACAAUGACAUCAUGCUGCUGCAGCUGCAUCACAAGGCGCGUCUGACCAAGAAGGUGGGAUUGAUUGAUUUGACUUCUGCUCAUCGCAGAGUGAGCCCAGGGACCAUGUGCAGCGUGGCUGGCUGGGGAAUGACCAGCUUGACUAAUACAACCAACACCCUUCAGGAAGUGAACCUGUCAGUGAUAAGCGAUAAGACCUGUUACAACCGGUAUCAUUACUAUUACCGCUCCAGCAUGAUGUGUGCAGGGGACCCUGAUGACCAGAAGUCAGUUUAUUAUGGCGAUUCUGGAGGCCCACUUGUGUGCUGUGGAGUGGCCGAGGGCAUCGUCUGCAAGUGCAUGGAGAACAGCAUUGAGCCUCCUGUUGUGUACACACGGAUUUCCCACUUCAUGCCCUGGAUCACUGACACCAUGAGAGGAAUCUAGCAACACAGAGCCCAUGGCCAGCCACAGCCUUCUGCUACGCAACCUGCUUCUGGAAACAAGUGAUCAGACAUCCCCGUUAGUCUGGGCCCAGCUGCUCAUGGUCAACGUAGGCCUUGUGGCCAGAUCAGAGAUGGUGCCCUGUAGUGGGGAAAGGCCCCGUGUCCCAUUCCCCACCCCCCUGAGCCAGCCAGUCCUCCACCCUGGGGCCGGACUGGAGCUGCCAUCCCCUAGAGAGACCACAUACCACGUUCCUUUCUGCUUGUAUCCUGGAUAGUCUCUGUAAAGCACUGAGGAAAAUAUGCAACAUUCCCUGCUCUGUGGGUCACAGAUACAGCUUGUGAUGCACUAAAUGGCUUUUUGCAGCAGCUGCUGUUGGUGUCUGGA
Molecule: messenger RNA, 1242 nt
Organism: Trachemys scripta elegans
Lineage: Eukaryota; Metazoa; Chordata; Testudines; Emydidae
Product: mast cell protease 1A-like
Exons: 5
Coding region: 115-858 (247 amino acids)
Biological process (GO): proteolysis
Cellular component (GO): cytoplasm; intracellular membrane-bounded organelle
Molecular function (GO): serine-type endopeptidase activity
Source: RefSeq, a predicted model, not a curated record